AUGGCAAACAAAAACAAGAAAGCACCCAUACCUAAAAACGCAAACAUUAGUCAAGAUGUCGAAGACGAUGAUGAUGAUGAGGAGGAAACUGUUACCACUUCAUUUCAAUCGAAAUUUGCUAAUCUAGUUUCUGAUGAAGAAAAUGAAGGUGCAGAUAAUGAUAGUGAUGAUAAUGACAAAGAUACAACAACAACAGCUAAGGUAACAACAGUAUCAAGUUCUUCAAAAAAGAAAUCAAAUAAAAAGAAAGCCCAAUCAUCAAAAAACAAAAAAGAAGAUGAUGAUAUUGAUUCUAUAUUAGCUGCUAUUGAAUCAACAAGUGUUUCAACAAAAAAAGGUGGAAAUAAAAAAAAUAAACAACAGACAACAACAACUAAUGAUGAAGGAAAUAUUAGGGAAGGUGAAGGACAAGAUCUCGAAGAUAUUUUAAAAGUAUGA
This is a messenger RNA of Adineta steineri, 438 nucleotides long. Lineage: Eukaryota; Metazoa; Rotifera; Eurotatoria; Adinetida; Adinetidae. The record is from the annotation of a GenBank genome assembly.